AGUGCGUGCGGACCGCUCGCAGAAGUAAUAUUAAUUCUGGAGGAGGAUCGACUAGGAGCACUGGAUCGCCGUCAUGUCGAAGAACUGCAUGAUAACAUUCGACCAGAAUGAGCACGGCACCUAUUUCACGGGCCAGGUGAUAACCGGGAAGGUGAUCGUCAAUCUGAACAAGUCCAAGAAACUACGCGGAAUAAAACUACAAAUAAGUGGAUAUGCCCAGGCCCACUGGCGGGUCCGCAGACAUGGAAGCCCCGUGGCCAUUCAAAACCCCAAGAAACGCUUUAAGCGCUUAUACAGCGGACGGGAGGACUACAUAGCCUCCACCACGUUUCUCAUAGGCUCGGAGCAGAGCAGCACUUUCAACAUGGAAGCCGGCACUUAUACCUACUCGUUUGCCUGCCCCAUACCCAGCCACUGUCCUUCGUCCUUUGAGGGUGCUUUCGGCCACAUCCGGUACCUCGCCAAGGUGACUUUCCUCAAGGCCGGCGCUUCCAAUCGCACCCACAACGUUGGCUUCACUGUGUUGAAACUUUUAGACCUGAAUCAGGAAAGCAAGAUGCUCCGGGAACCGUCCAGCAACGAGACCGUGGAGUACUUCUGUCUAAUGCAUACGAAGCCUGUCAACCUAAAGGUCACCUUGCAGCAGCAGGGCUAUGUCCCCGGCCAGUUUAUGCUAGUCCACGCCCAAGUUGAAAACAAUUCCAGCUCGGACUGCAGGAAACUGCUAAUCAUGCUCCACCUGAGGGCCACAUACACAGCGGAUACGCCGUCACUGCGCACCUGUUCCGAGAAGAUAAUGCUGGUAAAAAGGGAAUGCGGGGCAGUGCCCCAUCAUGGCCAGAAGACGUACACGGAGACCCUAAGGAUCCCGGCCACGGCGCCCACCUGCGAGCACCUGUCCAAGGUAGUGCGGGUGUCGUACGAAGUGCGCGUUGUGGCCGUAAUGAACUGGCUGAUGGCCAAUCCACGGGUGGUACUACCCGUGACCAUCGGCAAUGUGCCACUGGCCACGGCGGUGUCGGGACCGGAUUUCCUUCCUGUCAACGCCAAUUCCUACGCCACCAGCAGUCCACUGCCGGCCGAUCUGCCUUGCACCUCCACGAGGGCCAUGGAACUGGCUCAGAUGGCGGCCACUGGUGGGGUGACCAACUCCGGCUACGAAAUCUCCGAUGAUCUCGAGGACUUUGAGCUGCCCGAGGACGGGGACGAUGAGCUGGAGACUGCUGAUGAAUUCGUCCCAGAGCUUCCUCCUCCCACCUACGAACAAGCCAUGUUCAUGACCACGGACAUUGCGGACACGGAUGCCAACACCGUGAGCGAGACGUCCCACUUUACGCCCCGCUACCCCGUCUUCGACGUGGACACCUUCCAGAGUCCGCCACCAAAUCCGCCGCAGAAAAAGCGCCGCCGACGCCGGAGACGACCCGCCGAUCCCGGGCAGCAGAAACCCCGCCCGGAGAAGCAACCGGCGGACAAUCAGUUCGUGGAGUCGCCCGUGCAGAUUUAAAAAUGUGUUAUCACAGAGAAUCACGACUCUAUAGUAUCUUAUCUCGGCAGUAUUUAUUUCUUUUUCGGUUCGCCAGAGUACUAACCAACUUUUAAUAUACACAUGCAUACAGAUUGGUAAAUAAACAAACAGCCUUAUAAAAAUGUCUUGUGGGUGAUAUGCGAUAAAUUGCGAUAAUACCCAAGACAGUCAAAGUCGA
This is a messenger RNA of Drosophila bipectinata, 1706 nucleotides long. Its product is annotated as arrestin domain-containing protein 17. Gene Ontology annotation, biological process: protein transport. The record is from RefSeq and is a predicted model, not a curated record. Lineage: Eukaryota; Metazoa; Arthropoda; Insecta; Diptera; Drosophilidae. Gene Ontology annotation, cellular component: cytoplasm.